AUGCUUGACAUGUCUCGUCGUAAUAGUGGUUCAACCAGCCCACAAGAUGAGGGUUUAGGUGAUGUUAUUCGUGCUUUGAAUAACGCACCUCCUCCUCCUCCUCCUCCUCCUCCUCCUCCUCCUAAUCAAAGGACUUUGUUAGUGAGAAGGUUUAUUGAGCAAAAGCCUGAUUCCUUUAAGGGUAGUUCUGAUCCACUAGUUGCUGAAGAUUGGAUAGAUAGGAUUGAGAAAAUAUUCACCCUCUUAGACAUGAAUGACGAGGAUAAGCUGAAUCUUGCAGUUUAUAAGCUUGAGGGUGAAGCCACUCAUUGGUGGGAUAUGACUCGUCGUUCUAGGAAUGACAGUCUAUCUACCUGGGUGGAAUUUCGACUCGCUUUCCUGAAUAAGUACUUUCCACAAACUGCUCAAAACCAACGCAUGAUCGAGUUUAUGUUGUUGACCCAGAGAAAUAUGACAGUAGCGCAGUAUCGAUCCAAGUUUGAAGAGCUUUCUCAUUUUGCUCCCCACCUGGUUGAGAUUGAAGAGCUGAAGGCUUUUAAGUUUCAGGAAGGACUUAAGCCUUUAAUUAAGAGUAGGUUGUCUGUUUUGAAGAUUACAUCUUAUACUGAGAUAGUGGAAAGAGCGAUGAUUGCGGAGAGAGAUCUCAAGGAAGCUGCAAGAAUUCGUGAGCGCCAUGCUGGCGAUAGGAAUGGGAACGGUUAG
Papaver somniferum (opium poppy) is the source of this 702-nucleotide messenger RNA. RefSeq lists its product as uncharacterized. The transcript is spliced from 3 exons. The record is from RefSeq and is a predicted model, not a curated record. Bases 1 to 702 code for a protein of 233 amino acids. Lineage: Eukaryota; Viridiplantae; Streptophyta; Magnoliopsida; Ranunculales; Papaveraceae.